CAAUCCAUUGUUCAGUACCUGUGAUGUGAAGUCAUUUAUCGACCUGCCCAAAGGUUUUUAUACUGCUAGUGAUGACAAAUAAUGGUUUCGCUGGAUUCUAAAGGAAAUGUGCUGGAAACAUUGACAGAUGGAGAUUUAACAGAGACCUUUUCUCCAGGCAAAGAUGAUCAUGUAACAUUUUCAUCCACUGUUUCAUCCAUCCAAGGUCGAGAUGUAGUUCCCCUGUACAAAGGGGUGCUGUCUCUGCCAGUAGCCCCGGAACACGGAGCUCCAGAUGUGCUCACCACGAAGGGGUUUGAACUCCUGGAAACCACCACGCUGCCCAUUCUUUCAGGUGUGACGCACAAUGGAUGGGAUGACUUGCCCACUCUAAAACCAGCGCUCCCAUCUAAUGUGCAACUCAGCUUGACAUGUGGAUACAUAACGGUGUUUGGCUUGAUAUUUGUUCUGGUCUAUGGACAGCUAUGGAUGAUAUGGUACUACAGGCAUAAACGACUCAGCCACCAGACGCUGUUUUUGUUUUUAUGCUUAAUUUGGUCAGGCCUGCGGACAUCUUUGUUUUCAUUCUACUUCGAUAACUGUGAUACGGCAAAUGACCUGGAUAUUCCACUCUAUUGGCUGUUGUACAGUUUUCCUGUUUGUCUGCAGUUUUCCAUGCUAUGCUUGCUGCUGCAUUUUUUUGCUCAGGUUGUGUUCAAAGCAAAGGCAAAAUAUGAACCAGCUCAGUACAAACGACCCCUGCGACUGUUCCUAGGUGGUUCAGUGCUUGGGUUUAUGGCCAUGAACUUAGCAUGUGCCAUCAGCACCAAGCAGUAUGAGUUCAAGUACCGGUCGCCGCCCCAUUUCAUCCUUUACAUACGGGUAUCGCUCACCGAGGCCAUGUUCCUGAUCUAUGGCAUUCUCUUGAGUGUCUGCAUCUUCAAGAUGACGAAGAUGGCAUCGUCCCGGAGAGUUCUCGAAGCUAAGGGCACAACUGUCUUCAAAGCUGUCGUGGCGACCGUUCUCAUCAACCUUCUGUUUCUGUCCCGCACUGUGUACAACCUCAUUUCUGUCACGCCGGCCAUGAAAGGCAUGGCCAACUUUGGAUAUGAUUGGAUCAACGUCAGCGACCAAGCUGAUGCUGUUCCUGGUCUGUCUCGGGGCCUAGCUUAUGUGUCCUUCGGCAUUGUCCUGUUCGUGUGGGAGGUGCUGCCGAUAUCCAUUGUGGUCCUGUUCUUCCGAGUCAAAAGACGCCACUUUGAACCAGUUUUGACUGACUUCUCCACUCAGAGUCAGGGCUCCAGAGUGUUUUUCUUUGACAAUCCCCGCCGUUAUGACAGCGAAGAUGAUUUGUCCUCGCAGACAGGCUCCAACUCACACUCUGAUGGCACAUUGUCGAGAUCAAACAAUGGGGAGAUUACUCGGACUAGGACAGCCAGGACCACGCCCCGAGGCACACCUGUGAAUGGCACCAUGUAUGGCUCAAUGUCUGCUCGGUCUGCCAGCUCUGGAAUACUCAGCGUCCACGGUCACUCUGGGACUGCGGGCCCAGCGACCUACGGGGUCACCAACGGCUCAAUCCAGAUGCCCCCCGGUGUUGUGCAGAACCUUAAUAGAAAAAUGGUUGUAUAAAAUUGUGGAUUUUUUUCCUCCCCCCAUCUUGUGAACCCGAUCAUCAUGUAGAAAUGAUGAUUGCGAUAAGUGCAUUAGCCAAUUUUGCAUUUUACUCAUGUCUUUCAUCAACAUGUUUUCAAUGUUGAGCCUCGGGUGGUGUUUUUUUUUCUUUUUUUUUUUUAAAAUGAAAUAUAUAUGCCCUAAAAGAAAAUUUUUGAUAAAUAAUAAAAAUAAGUACAUAUAUGUCAAAGUCUUUUUUUUGACCCAUAAACUGUAAUUUUGCACGGUGGCAUUGUGGGCUUAUUUCUAUACAUAAUAUUAUGGGAGUGUUUUGUACUUGGACCAAGUCAUUACUCUUUUUUUCUUUACAAAAAUAAGACAUGAAAGUAUUUUAUAUUUUAACCAAAUCAUUUAAUGUCUGAUCAAAAUUUUUUUCAGGGAUGUAAGAUAUGCUAUGAAUGUAUCUGAUGUGAUUUAUUACAAACACAUAGUUAAAUAUUUUUUACUGUACAUUUGCUUUUCAUGUAUUGGCUUGUUGUGCCUGCCAUGACUUUUACCUAACGGAUACCGGUUUCGUGCUGCUAUUAUGCCAUGACCACAGAAAUUUACGGAUGGCCGUCAUUUUAGUUAAUUGUUCUGGGCUAUAAUAUGGGUGGCCUUGGUUCAAGUCUUAUAAAGGGUGCUCUUGGACUUGGGUAGUUUAGACAGCUCACAUGGUUCGACCCUAUUAGAGAUGAUUGUUGAAUUCAGAGGUUCCAGCCUCUCAGUCUUAAAUAACCUGACAGUAUUGAAAAGAAAAUAUAAAAUUUCCAGUGGUAUUUUUUUGCCAAAAUAUAGGUGGUUUAGGUGUCUACAAAUGUAAAUUUACGAGUUUGAAAAA
Molecule: messenger RNA, 2473 nt
Organism: Aplysia californica (California sea hare)
Lineage: Eukaryota; Metazoa; Mollusca; Gastropoda; Aplysiida; Aplysiidae
Product: G protein-coupled receptor 137Ba
Exons: 7
Coding region: 82-1611 (509 amino acids)
Biological process (GO): positive regulation of TORC1 signaling
Cellular component (GO): lysosomal membrane
Source: RefSeq, a predicted model, not a curated record